AAAAAUUAUCUCCUUUUCAUGGUUCUUUUGGUUGGGUUCCUUGUUACUGAAGCUUGUUAUCUGGCUUGCUCUUCUGAGUAUGCAGUAAAAUCUGGGACGUCAAGCAUGCUUAGUUCAGAGACUAGCCUCUCAGAAAAUUUGGCUGUCAGCACAAGGAUUUUCUCUAUUCUCCAAUUGGUAUGGCAGGUGGCAUUUUUCACAUGGCAUUUAUAUGGCAUAUGCUUCAACAUCAGAACCGAUGAGUGGGUGAACUGGAAGAAGUAUCCUGAGUUCCAGUUGAUUGUUCAAUACCAACCAGGACAAAGCUCUACAGAAAUAAGAUUUACCAAUCCACAUGACAAAGGUAUUUUGCAAAAUGUGAAAGAGUUUAUGUCAUUGGAAAAACGGUAGUUUUUACGGACUGCAAAGUAUUGAGCAUGUGCAGCAGCAAUACUAGCUGGAAGUUUUUCUGAUCUAACA
This is a messenger RNA of Morus notabilis, 459 nucleotides long. RefSeq lists its product as uncharacterized. The transcript is spliced from 5 exons. Bases 19 to 390 code for a protein of 123 amino acids. The record is from RefSeq and is a predicted model, not a curated record. NCBI's taxonomy places the organism in Eukaryota, Viridiplantae, Streptophyta, Magnoliopsida, Rosales, Moraceae.